Messenger RNA from Calidris pugnax (ruff), 1651 nucleotides. Its product is annotated as ankyrin repeat domain-containing protein 35-like. Lineage: Eukaryota; Metazoa; Chordata; Aves; Charadriiformes; Scolopacidae. The record is from RefSeq and is a predicted model, not a curated record. Gene Ontology annotation, molecular function: protein binding. The transcript has 6 exons. The coding region runs from base 29 to 1651 and encodes 540 amino acids.
CCCCCCCCAGCACGGACAGACCCCCCUGAUGCUGGCGGCGCGGGGGAACCACGCUGCCAUCUGCGCCCAGCUCCUGCAGAGAGGGGCCGACCCCAACAUGGCCGACAAGGACAAGAAGACGGCGCUGGCGCUGGCCUGCGAGCGCUGCAGCCUGGAGUCGGCCGAGCUGCUGCUGAGCCACGGGGCGGCCCUGGGGGACGAGGACCGCGGGCGCUUGGCCACCCAGACCCCCAGCCGGGCCCUGCGGCGGCUCCUGCGCCGUGCCCGCCACGGGGGAAGAGAGAAUGGGAACUCGGCGCCGAAGGGAGAGGAGAGCCCCAGCAGCGAGAGCGAGGAGGAUGAGGAUGAUGAGGAGGAUGAAGAGCAGUGGGAUGGGUGCACCGUGCGGCGGCUGCGGGAGCGGCUGGCGAGGAAGAGGAGGGAAUGCCAGCGGCUGGCGGCCACCGCCGAGGGCAUCCGGCAACGGGUGCGGGAGCUGGCGCGGCUCCUGCCCGGCUGCCACGGCACGGAGGGUGAGGAUGAGGAUGGAGCCUGCCUGGCCCUGCUGGCCCAGCACGUGGGCGAGCUGAGGAAGAGGAUGGCAGAGGAGAAAGAAGAAGAAGAAGAAGAAGGGGAUGGAGGAGGAGGCCAAACCCCGGGUGAUGCCGAGGUGCCGGCGUUGUUGCCCUUCUUGGCCUGGUUGGGGGAUGAGUGUGGCAAGAUGAGGGUGGCCAAGGCCAAGGCCGUGGCCCGGAGCAAGGGGCUGAGGAAGGAGGUGGAGGAAGCCCUGAGGAGCAAACUGCACUACGAGGUGGUAUCGGCCGAGGCCGUGCGGAAAAGCCUGGCAGCUUGGGAGAAGCUGGUGGUGGAGCUGGAGCGGGUGCUGAGCCUCGCCGACCAGGCCCACGCCAAGAUCCUCCAAGGAUCCCGGUCCCUCCUGGAAAACCUCCAACGGGAGCAGACGGUCCCACCAUCCACUGGGAAAACCCCUUCUCCCUGCCCAGUGAACGGCACGGAGCCCGCUCCGGGUGGGAAGAGCUUGGAGAAGGAGGUGGUGGAGCUGAAGGAGAGCAACGGGAGGCUCCUGGGGGAGCUGGCCCGGCUGGGGGGCGAGAGGGAACGGCUCCAGGAGGAGCUACGGGGGCUACGGGAGAAGGAGGAGAGCGGUGCCCAACCCUCAGCCACCGGUCCUGAUGUGGCUACCUUGGCCCAGGAGCUGGUGGCCCAGCGGGAGGAGGUGGGGAGGCUGCGGAGGAGGCUGGUGGGGCAGCGGAGGGAGCUGGCGGCGCGGGCGGCCGAGCGGGAGCGGGAGGUGCAGGAGCUGCGGGACACGGCGCGGGGGCUGGAGCGCAGCCUGGGCAACCUGCGGGGCAGGGCGGGCCAGCUGGCCACCGCCUGCCGCGACAAGGACGGCAAGACCCUCGCCCAGCGGGAGGAGGUGGGGAGGCUGCGGAGGAGGCUGGUGGGGCAGCGGAGGGAGCUGGCGGCGCUGAGGGACGGGGUGGGCGAGAGGGUGCGGGAUGGGGGGACCGGGGGAGACGUGGGGGCCGGGGUGCUGCGGGAGCUGCACCGCAAACUGGACGGGCUGAGAUGGAGGGCGACGGUGGGGAUGGGAUGCUGGGAGAGACGGAGGGCGAGGAGAUGGUGGAUGGUCCCAAUGGGGUGGGGGUGA